Balaenoptera musculus (blue whale) is the source of this 17305-nucleotide messenger RNA. RefSeq names its product striatin (gene STRN). Gene Ontology annotation, molecular function: calmodulin binding; protein phosphatase 2A binding; protein-containing complex binding. Lineage: Eukaryota; Metazoa; Chordata; Mammalia; Artiodactyla; Balaenopteridae. The record is from RefSeq and is a predicted model, not a curated record. Gene Ontology annotation, cellular component: dendrite. The transcript is spliced from 19 exons. Bases 129 to 2558 code for a protein of 809 amino acids.
CAGGCGGCUGCUCCCUGCUGACUGGGGUGUGGGCGGGGAGCGGCGGAGGGAGGAGGAGGUGCUGCUGGCCGCUGCAGUUGCCUCCGCUGCUGGGCGCCUGGGCAGCUCCCCCGGUUCCCGCGGCCGCCAUGGACGAGCAAGCGGGUCCCGGCGUCUUCUUCAGCAACAACCACCCGGGCGCCGGCGGUGCCAAGGGUCUCGGGCCUCUGGCGGAGGCUGCCGCGGCCGGCGACGGGGCGGCUGCGGCGGGGGCGGCCCGAGCCCAGUACAGUCUCCCGGGCAUCCUGCACUUCCUGCAGCACGAGUGGGCCCGCUUCGAGGUCGAGAGAGCCCAGUGGGAAGUGGAGCGGGCGGAGCUGCAGGCUCAGAUUGCCUUCCUUCAGGGGGAAAGGAAAGGUCAAGAAAAUUUGAAGAAGGAUCUUGUGAGGAGGAUCAAGAUGCUGGAGUAUGCGCUUAAACAGGAAAGAGCUAAAUACCACAAGUUGAAAUAUGGAACAGAAUUGAAUCAGGGAGAUAUGAAGCCUCCAAGCUAUGACUCUGAUGAAGGUAAUGAAACAGAGGUGCAGCCACAACAAAACAGCCAGUUAAUGUGGAAACAAGGUCGACAACUACUCAGACAGUAUCUACAGGAGGUGGGUUACACAGAUACUAUUCUAGAUGUGAAAUCCAAACGAGUGCGAGCUUUGUUGGGCUUUUCAAGUGAUGUCACUGACAGGGAAGAUGACAAAAAUCAGGACUCAGUUAUAAAUGGCACAGAGGCUGAAGUUAAAGAGACAGCAAUGAUUGGAAAAUCUGAGUUAACAGAUUCUGCCUCCGUGCUGGAUAACUUUAAAUUCCUUGAAAGUGCAGCUGCAGAUUUCAGUGAUGAAGAUGAAGAUGAUGACAUUGAUGGAAGAGAGAAAAGCAUCAUUGAUACUUCAACGAUUGUUAGGAAAAAAGUAUUGCCUGAUAGCAGUGAAGAUCGAGAUACAAAAGAAGCUCUAAAGGAGUUUGACUUUCUGGUUACAUCAGAAGAAGGAGACAAUGAAUCCAGAAGUGCAGGCGAUGGAACAGACUGGGAAAAGGAAGACCAGUGUCUCAUGCCUGAAGCUUGGAAUGUGGACCAGGGAGUAAUUACCAAACUCAAGGAACAAUACAAAAAGGAGAGAAAGGGGAAAAAGGGGGUGAAGAGAAAAACUACUGAAGAUCUGUUUCAGCCUCUAUCCUAUAUAAAACAAUCAAAACAGGGAUGUGGGAGAAUGCAGCAUCAAAGUACAGGGCCCAAUAGGUCAAAACUGCAAGAUAUGCUUGCUAAUUUGAGAGAUGUUGAUGAACUUCCCUCAUUGCAGCCAUCUGUGGGUUCACCUUCCAGACCCAGCAGCUCCAGGCUUCCUGAACAUGAAAUAAAUAGGGCAGAUGAAGUGGAAGCAUUGACGUUUCCUCCUUCUUCUGGGAAGUCAUUCAUCAUGGGAGCAGAUGAAGCCCUUGAAAGUGAACUGGGACUUGGAGAAUUGGCAGGCCUUACAGUGGCCAAUGAAGCAGACUCAUUAACUUAUGAUAUAGCAAACAAUAAAGAUGCAUUGAGGAAGACAUGGAACCCUAAGUUUACAUUAAGAAGUCACUUUGAUGGCAUUAGAGCCCUUGCUUUCCACCCCAUUGAGCCUGUUUUGAUAACAGCAUCAGAGGAUCACACGUUAAAAAUGUGGAAUUUGCAGAAAACAGCCCCAGCCAAAAAGAGCACUUCUCUUGAUGUGGAGCCUAUCUAUACAUUCAGAGCUCAUAAAGGUCCAGUGCUUUGUGUGGUAAUGAGCAGCAAUGGUGAGCAGUGCUAUAGUGGCGGGACUGACGGACUGAUCCAGGGCUGGAACACCACCAACCCCAACAUCGAUCCCUAUGACUCUUAUGAUCCUUCUGUUUUAAGAGGCCCCCUCCUAGGCCACACCGAUGCAGUCUGGGGUUUGGCUUACAGCGCAGCACACCAGCGUUUGUUGUCCUGUUCAGCAGAUGGCACUCUCCGUUUAUGGAAUACAACCGAGGCUGCUCCAGCCCUGAGUGUAUUUAAUGAUAAUCAAGAAUUGGGAAUCCCUGCCUCUGUGGAUCUAGUGAGCAGUGACCCGAGCCAUAUGGUAGCAUCAUUCAGCAAAGGAUACACAAGCAUCUUUAACAUGGAAACACAACAACGCAUUCUCACUUUAGAAUCCAACCUAGAUUCAACAGCCAGCUCUUCCUGCCAAAUAAAUAGAGUCAUCAGUCAUCCCACUCUUCCCAUCAGCAUCACUGCUCAUGAAGACAGGCAUAUCAAAUUCUACGAUAACAAUACAGGCAAACUGAUCCACUCGAUGGUAGCCCACCUAGAAGCUGUUACAAGUUUAGCAGUUGAUCCAAAUGGCCUGUACUUAAUGUCUGGCAGUCAUGACUGUUCAAUACGUUUAUGGAACCUAGAAAGUAAGACGUGUAUCCAAGAGUUCACAGCUCAUCGGAAAAAGUUUGAAGAAUCAAUUCAUGAUGUAGCUUUCCACCCAUCCAAAUGCUAUAUAGCCAGUGCUGGGGCUGAUGCACUGGCUAAAGUCUUUGUAUGACACAAUGCAUCAUCUUCACCUUCUAGCUCUUUAUAAAUAAUCAACUGCACAAAAGAGAUACAGAAGACCGGGGCAAGAGUCAACCCAUCCAGCCCUUUUGUUCUGCUGAAGGAGCACAGAGAACAUUUGUUAAAGUAUAGUUUUGCAAUUCGUUUUCUAAACCUAAGGUUUGUUCAGGUUGCUGCAAGCUCAGCUGAAUCUGUGAGCCUGAAAACUUUAAAAUUUUUCCCAAAAUAGGAGCUUUUAUUUCUGAGGUUGUUCUAAUUCGCUAGGCAGGCCUGAGCGAAGAACAUAGGUUUAGCUUACCCCUAUUGAGUAAAUAGGGCACAUUAUAAGGGAUAAUUAAAAAGGUUGAUGGCUGGGAAUGAGUAGAGGAAGAAUGGAAAUUUAGACCUAGUUCUCCCCUGAGAAGUCUUGUUAAACAUAUUAGGUAGUCAAAACAGUAAUCUUUAUCAUAUCUGUUGUACUAACCCCUAUGUGCAUAAUGACCAGGCAGUGUUAAAAUGAGUUUUUAAUUUAGCUCUCCUUUCAACUGUUCUCAUAAAGCACCUGGCAAAACAUUUUACCUAUUAGAGGGAAAAAAAGAAAUGCAAUAACAUGUUAAAUAUAUUAUUAUUCAGAAAUGCUAAACAAAUAUUUACUUUUUAAGCAGAUUUCUAUAUUGUAUUACAUUUUUGAAAAUAGAUUUGGUACCAUUCUAAAGUUUAGCUGUCAAAAGCACUCACCAUUAUGAAGAAUAGUUGAUAGAGUCUGCUUUUACUGAAGGAUUUAACUUAUUCAGGUUUAAGAUUCUGUUUAUUUUUAAUGGCAAGCAGGUCAUAUCUUUAUAAUAACUUCUGUUAAUUUUAAAAUUCAUUUUAUUCAUGGGAUGUUUAUAGUACCAGAGUGAUUAUUUCCUAUCAAUGAAAUCUUACCUUUCAGUGGUUGAAAAGCUGGAAGUUAUUUGCAAGUACUUAUUUAUCAAAACCCACAUAACCAUGCUUCAGAUGAUCUCUACUCUUUCUUCUUUGUCUCUUAUAUUCAAAUUAUCUGACACCUACCAAAAAUAGUUCAUAAUUAUUAUGUUUUAAUAGUCCAAAGGAUAUGGUUAACCUCAGGCGGCUGCUUUUGCAGAAGUACUAAAUAAAGCAAAUGUUUUGUGCCCCAGGAAUUCCCUUAUUAAUAUCUCUAAGAAGAAGAACCUCUUGGAAAUCUGGAUGGAAUAGUUUGGUGUAUAAUAUUGGCUAAAGGGUUCUCUCUUUCUUUCCCUCUCCCUACCCCACCUCCAGUGUCUAAUUGGAAUACACAGCAUGUUUUAAUAGGCAGUGAAUCAGUACUGUUUCUGGGGAAAACCAUUCUUGAAGAACCAGGGUUCCCUGAGCGCACCUUACCUAUGACCCACAUAUGGUCAACUCUUGGGAUUUCCAUGACCCCACUGUCUGGACCCAGUAUAUAGACCUCAUCCCUACAACUGUCUCACCUCUCCUCACACUCUUUCUUAUUUGCCCAAAAUGUCAGAGACCAAUCUGGAAAUUAGAAAUAAGUUACUAAUACCCAAAUUUUCAGCAAAAUGUAUUUUUAAUAGGCUCUCAGACUUAAAAAAAGUCCAUAUCCGUAAAUAUUGUAACCUUUUAAUAUAAUUCCUACAUUCCUAUGCCCGUGUAUUCCAUUAGCAUAACAAUGGCACUUCUGAUAAUAUGUACAUCUACUCCCUGAAGAAGUUUUAUCACGAUAGUGUCAAUAUUAAUUGACAGUUUUUCUUUAAAAUUUCUGCUUAUCUGCCUCUGGAAUUCUGUAGUAUACAGGCAAGUUUUCUUUAAAGACCUGUGUUAAAUUUGCCUAAUUGAUAUACAGAUAUGCUUUAAUAUUUUGACACAGCUACCUUGUCAUUUCAUCUGUGCUUUGGUUCACAGUGGGCUCAAGGGACUCCUUUGUGUAUUCAAAUGAUUUGACCUGGAUAUGAGCUACCAGUUAAAUGUUUAUAUUCCCAUGCAGGUAUAGAAUUCCACAUUGUGUUUGGCGAAUUCCUCUUUUGAUUGUUCACAAAGUAAAUAAAUGAUGUUGCUGACCUAACAUUUGUAGAAGGAUACUGGAAAAUUCCAGUCAGGUGCUCUUAAUUGGCAUAUUUGUGAUGGAUGACUACAGGCUAUUGUUCUACCAAUUAUUGCUUUAAUUACUUUCCAAGGUCUGCAGUGCCUGCUUUCCUUCUGUCACUGGAAUUCUCAAAACCAAGACACUCUCUUCAUCUGCGUUUUAUGCCGCAUGGUUGAAAUGCAUUUUUCUGUUAGUAAGUAGAAAACAACCAUGAGAUAUGUAGACUGUAGUGCAAAUGAUGGAACUGUUGAAAGUUCCUUAGAAAGCCAGUGCUGUGCUCUUGGAGAUUGUACCCAGAAACAGAGAUUCUUCUCCACUAGCACUGUUAUGAUCUCAGUGUAGAAAUGAGCCAAAGCUGUCUUCCAACCAGAUAGAAGCAUAUAUAUGUGUCUGAUUUUUCCCUCAGCUUAUCAAAAAUUCAAUGAAAAUUGACAAAAUGAACAAAUUCCAGAUUUGAACAGUCACUGAAAUGCUGUCAUAGUGCUUCAUUUGUAAAUAUUUUGGAUGAAAUGUAUUGGAAUAGUAUGAAAAUCAGCAGGAGAUGUGGGUCCCUGCCUUAUCUUCACAUGCUAUGGAUACAUCUCUGGGAGCUUGCAGCACCCUUCUCAAAACUCAGCUGUCAUAUGGAGCUCAUUUGCUACUUGAACCAUAGACAGAUAUUUAACAUAAGUGAUAUAAUGACCUUCAGUAUUUUUCUAUUGAACAAGUUUAGCAAUUUUUGCCAUUAAACAGAUAAUUAGUUAUGCAAAGUAUUUAGCUUUUAUAAUCAUUUUAGUUAUGACUAAAAGGGGGGAAAUUGAGCUGUAUCACUGAUAACAAACUUUGUGAGAAAUUUUUUGUUUAUCUGACUUUCAUUCCUUCAGUAUUCUUGCUAUAAAUUUCUUUUGGAGAUAAUGAUGAAGAUUUAUUUGAAAAUGUCUAAAAUGUAUGUAUAUUUUAUAAAUAUAUAUUAUAUAUAUUGUAGGAAUAUAUAUAAUAUAUAUAGACUAUAUAUAUAUAUAUAAAACCAUAGGUGCAUUUUACUGUUUUGUAUGUUCAUUUUUGGAGGUAGUGUACACAGCAGGUGAUGACGAGUAUGAUGAGUGUUGUGCUGUUUGCUUUUGCAGUAUAAUAUAUAGUUCUAAAUGUUUAAAUUCCUGUAUAUACUAUAUUCAUUAUAGGCUAGCAUGCUUGUUUUAAAGACUGUCAUUCUAGUUUAUUAAAAUCUGAAUGUAAGAAAACCUGGCUAUUCAAAUGUGAAUUGAAAAGUAUUCCAUUCUCAGUACUGAACUAUUUCCAUUGAACAUUCAGGAUUUUUGACAAAACAGAUAUCAUCAAGAAGGCAAUAGCUAGAGAAAGAGAGGUGCCUUUAAAAAAAAAAAAAAUACAAAUGCAGCCUUACAGUGAGGAUGAGGAUUGAGUUUCUUUGUGGGGGAAGGGGUGUGAGAGAGAGAGAGAGGGAGAGAGAGUGUGUGUGUGUGUGUGUGUGUGUGUGUGUGUGUGUGUGUGUGUGAGUGUUUGCCAAUCUGUGAAGGUCCUGAUUUGUGACCAUCAAUGUCUUUUUAAUGUAUCUGUUCAACUUCUAGGACUUCAGGGGACAUUUCAUGCGCUGUCUUCGUGCUCUUCUGAGCACCAUAAGUACUUUCCAAGAAUUUUGAAUGUGAAUUCCUAGAAAUUUCAGUAGAGAAGAAAAUGGCUAUUCUUUCAUUGUAAGUCAAGUUCAGGUAGUAGGAGAAAUUAUUGAUUCACCAAAAUUAUGGGAUCUCAUUAACGUUGGCUAAGUAAAUGUAAUUUUUAAAGGCUCACUUUUUUAGUACUUCAUAUAUUUCCCCUUUACACAAGAGCAUGUCAUGAUUCUUAUGUGAUGAAGAUUCAACUAGUAAAAAUCAUUUUUAAACUAAACACCUGAACUAGUUAAAAUUCCACCUAAGAAUAGUAUUUAAAUGGCAUCUUUCAUAUCUACCUCUUUGUCAUUGCUGCCAUUUUGACUCAAGCAAAUCUUUAUGACAUCUAAAAUAAUGGUUGGAUGCAAUUUAAAAAUCUGUGUUGGUGCUUUUCUCAGGCUUUGUCAUUUAAGUUAUAUUGAACAAAGAUGUCACAAAUCAGAUUGAAAAGCUUAGAAUUAAUUUUGAUUUUCUUUUGAAAGAACUGCUUAAAAUUUAUCAUCAAUGUUGAUAAUGACUUGGAGAUAGUCUCUGGUUAGUAUAUGUCUGUGUGAUGCUUUCAGCCAAGAGCCAAACUGUUGUUGAUUUACAUGGGAAAAGAGCUCUUAAGUAUAAUUUUCUUCAGCUUACUUUAUUCUUUGAAAGCUAUUUCAAGUAUCUAAUCAUUAAUUUUAUUUACUCAGAAGUUGCCUCUGUUACUGGGUUGUUUAGUUAUUUAUAUAAUUGCAUUAUUUUGUUUAACACUGGGAUUCAGGUUGUACAAAAGUAGUAGCUGACAGAAAUUGUAUGUAUAUUUUUCUGAAACGUAUCAAUUCCUUCAGUUCAUUUUAGAAGAAGGUCCAGAAAACUAACAUAUCUGUGUUUAAAAAACAAAGGACAGGUCAGGUCCUUGGUAGAUGAUUUGAAUCAUUCUACUUGUGCCACUGAAAGUUUUUUAAUUGGCUGUAUAUCCAUCAUCCAACUGGAUCUCAGUGUCAUUGUAAGGGAUGCGGGGUUCACAGAGUAUUAAACAGAUUGCAUCUUUUUUUUUUAAUCCAAAAAAAAAAAAGCGAAUAUAAAGCCAAACAGAGAUCUCUAGAUCCCACUUAUUUAUUCUAGGAGUAUUCCUGAAGUGGUGCUUAAGAGUCAGAAUUUUCUGGAUCUUUGCUAGUCAAGCUUUAGAUUUGAUUUAACUGGGACCACAUGCCCGUCAUCCCUCGGAUGCAAAUUAGAAAGUUCAUUUUAAUUUAAAUUAACUCCAAUGUCUGCCUGGGUUUUUAACAGGCUGUGAACCAGUGAGUGCCUUGUUAACGUAGAAUGAUUUUUCCCUGGUUGUGUGUUAGCUCCUCUCUGAAAGUGUCUUAGAGAAUGGUAUUUCAGUUGACUUGUAGAGAGCUGCUAAAUUUGGUGUUAUCAGCAAUCAGAAAGCCUUCAGUCUACCACAUACCACCCUCCGUACUUUCUUUUCAUUGUUUGGCUGAAGUUUGCCUCUUGUGAGAAACAAAUACAACCCCCUUCUCCACACAGCUUUUUUCCAAUCCAGAUUAAGAGGUAUCCCCUAUACCUAUCCCAACUAUAUGAUCUAAUACCUGUUUUCAGGAGGAACCACUUCUGGUUUUGUAAUCCAGAAGGAUUACAAAUCCUGUAAUCUGCUGGUUAUUUUAUGUCUUCUCCACUUCAGUUUACUAGAGCUGACCUCAGGGCAUCAUCAGUUCAGAUUCAUCAAUAACUCCUUUUCUCCACACCCCUUCACCCCUCCAACUGGUGAUCCCUGGGCCAGAUUGUUUGAUCUUCAGGUAUUUUAAAAUUUAGGUGUAAUAUCAAUUAAUGUAAAUUAAUCCAAAUGCUAAUUUUUGUGGUGCAAGAAGUUUCUUUUGUAAAUUCAGGGUAUGGAUAAGCUAAUUAAGACAUCCUUUUUUGGUGGCUCUAAGUGUAUUAUUUGUUUUUAAAUAAAGUGUACAAAUAUAGAUAAUGUGCUAUAGGUGUCUCAUGAAUUGAAAUAUUUGUCAGAUUUGGAAUCUAGUGGGUUUGCAGUUAAAAUACUUUAAUACAACCUGAUUUUGUUUUGGGGGUUAGGUAGUAAAGGGGGGCAGAGAAAUAAAAGUGUAUUAGACAAAGUAGCUGUGAAUCCAAAGUAAUGAACCAAUCUUAAUUAUUGAUUGUAAGGAAGGUGGAGAAAUUUAUCAUUAUAGAGAGUUUGGGGCUUUGGAAAACCAGUAAAAUUAAAAUACCCCACACGAUUGGAUCAUGAUACUUUCAGGGACAUAUGUGUAUUUUUUCUCAAGUGUUCAGUUACAUAAUUUAAAAAAUUAUACAUACACAUACACAUAUAAAUUUAAUGUGCUUUUAUUUUUUCUUUGUUUGGCUACUUAACAGGCAAGCGUAAGCCUUCUACCCCUUGCUCCUUCAGAUCAACAUUAUUUUUCAAGGGCUUCUGCUCAGAACUCACUAUCUCUUUGUUCCACUCUGGAGCCACAAUAAUAUAUAGAAUCUAAAAGGUACCGCUUCUGGUGUCCUUGAAACUAUCCACUGUUCUAUGAUGUUUCAUAUGCUGCUGUAGUAACAAGUGUUCUAUUCUUUGGUAUGUACACAUUUUUCAGUAGUGUCAGAAAUGUCCCUUUUGUCCCUUGUAAUGAGAACUGAGACGUGAUUUGCUGGAGUUGUUUUAGAGUAAUCUAGCUCAGAAGGUCAAGAGGACUCCAAAAGUUUUUCAGGGAUUGAUGGACCCUCUGGGGUCAGCCCAGGUUCAGAAUGGUAUUCUAACCUGCUUUAGGUUUCCCAAGGGCACCACUGAGGUUUUGAAGGGUCCUAGGUUGUCCUGGCACUUAGAUAUUCCCCAGGAACACCUGGAAAUCUGGCGGCAUCCAACACUAUAACCAUAACACAUCCCUCCACUUGUUACUUCUCAGUUAUACCUGUCGUUUACAAUGAUGGGGACGCUCUAGCUCUGUGGAGAAGCGCUGACAUGCAGCUUUGAAAAUUAGAUUCCAUAUUUUCUGAAACACAAAUUCUAAUUUAGUAUAUUUUAUAUACUUUCAAAACCAAACAGAAUGCAAAACCCACCAAACGGAAAAUCACUCACUUCAAGUUUCACUUAGAUCCUACAAAACCCUAAGCCCUUUCUUAUUCUUAGUUGUUAUUAGACUAAAGGUAAUGGUGUUUUUGGUCAGACUUGAAGAAGGAUCUGACUAUUUGGGAGAAUAAAAUCUGCAAUAUCUUUCCUACUGGAAGGGUCUGUUUCAUAGAAAAUUCUCUCGUCCUUGGUUAUUUAGCCAUUCACCUUACAGGAAGACUGGUCCAGAUGCUAACUCCCUUUUGACUUUUCCUGUGUGCCUCUUUAAAGAGAGAGUUAAUCCAGUGAUAUAAAGGAGACCCCACAGCAAAACAUGUUAAAUAGCACUUGGAGUACUAGAAUUAGUAUUAUUAAUUCACAUGCCAAAGUUUUUCAUGUCCUUAUAAGAUCCAGGGUGUGUAUCAGGUUCCCAAUCUAUAACCUCAAACCAAAGAUAUUUUUGAAUUACCUCAUAUAAUAGCAUCAUCAAAUUAAGGGUAAUGGUAGGGAAACCCAUCAUUCACAAAUGAGAAUUCCCAAACUGAAAAACUUUCUUUAAUUAAAAAAAAAAAACUGCAUGCAUGGAAAGCAAAAUUUUAUGUUAAGCAUAUGUUGAGAAAAUAAGCAGCUUGUGGUGUAUAUAAAAUGUGUUGAAACGUUAAUGUAUACUGACAUCACCUACUCCUUCCUUAUGGAAGUGGGACCAAGGCAGUAAUUUUUCAGAAAUAAAUAAGAUUAACUUACCUUAAAGCAAAAGAAACUCAUCAGAAAGUUUACUUUUGGUGCUGGAUAACUUGGGUGCGGGUGUGGGGAAAGAUGUACCACACUGAAAAGGAAAACACAGCCUCUGAUCUGGACCCAUCACCCAUUGUCUUCCUUUCUUGUUAAAAGACUUGUAAAGAUGACCUCUGAGAGCCUUUUGAUCUGUAAAAGUGAAUGGUUCCAGUUCUGGCUUUUUUUGUCAUUGAUCCCUGUCAUCUAAAUUAAAGAUUUUGGGGAACUACAUCAAAAGUAUCCAGGAGUCCCCCGGUUAAAGUGUCAGACAACAUAGCUUUUUAUUAUAUUGUAGGAAGCUAUAUUAACAUAAGCCCAGGUUAUGCUGUGUCAUCUGCAUAUGUCAGAAUGAAGACCAGACAUGUAAGAAAUGUCCUAAUGUAGCCAAGUGGUAAUCUCAUGAAAAGAUAGAAUCAUUUUUAUAGAAUGAGUUCUGUUGUUUUGAAUGACUUUGUGCUUUUAGAAGCAUUUUUUAAAAUAUUUACAUAUUUUUCUACAAGCUUUGAGCCCACAUAUUUCAGAAUAUCCUAUUGAUGGAAUUAUUUCACUCAGUGUGUAUUUUAGAAAAAGAACGCAAUGGUCUCACGUAUCUUUUUGCAGUAAUUUAUGGAUAACACGCCUGACCCCCGCUCCCCACCAAUACUCAAGUGCCAUGUAGGAAUUCUUUCAUAUGUGGUAAAUAUCUUAGUAUUUUGCUGACUGGAAAAGCAGUAUUUUUAUACAUAGCUUGCAGGUAAACCAUGGAGCCUUGUGCAUCUGAUAAAUGUUGAAAUGAAUGGAACAUUAAGAUAGAGCAUGUAUACCACGUAAGUAAUGUUAAUAGUGUCCCUUCAGAGCUAACAAGGAUAAGGUUAGAUUCUGCCAAUUGCCAUGCACAGAUUUUGAAAGUAUGCUUGUUUAGCCAAAAUACCAUUUAACAAUCAGUUCGUUUAAGAGGAAACUUUUUCAAUGAAAUAGUACCUGUUCAGUUUCCUUGUAUAUCUCAGGGUCAGAAGAAACGAGGUUUUUUCCCAACUCUAAAACAUUCAGACUUUAUUUUAUUCCUUUGAUCAGCCUUUUAAACAAGCAGGACAAUAAGCUCCUUAUUUCUCAUUGUUGUAGGAUACCUAGGAAUAUAUAUGUGAUGAUUACAAUAAAAAAAAAUAAAACUUGCAAGCAGACUUUUUUCUCUUAGAAACAUUGCUUUCUGGGGGCAGAAAUAAUUUUACUUUUGAACUUGAAGGUUGUAGAUCAAGGCAGUUUUAUACCCUUGAUGUAUGCAAGUUACAUACAGCUUGCCUCUGCGGAUAAUCACAUUUUAUUUUGUGUGAAUUUUAGAAUUGUUUUGGGAGUACAAAGAUUGGCAGGGAAUAUACAAUAAGUCUAAUUUACAUACAUAUCUUUCAAAAUCUUGUGUUUUUUUUUUUUUUUUUUGAGGCAUGAGGAGCAGGUAUUGAUGAGUUUUAUUCUGAAUGCUUUGAUUCUAACCCCAUUCUCAACUCAGAUUUUACAUAUUAGGUAUUGCUCACUUGUCACCUAAAAAAUAAGAGUUGAUGGUUAUUUGUUUGCUGCUGUCUCUAAGCUCCUUGAGGCAGGGACCAUAUUUGUUUUUCUUAUAUUCCUCAACACUUCUCCUGGUGCCUUACCAUAUAGAAAGUACUCGAUAAAUAUUUAUUGAUUGAGUGAUCAGAGAACACAUUUUGAAACUCUAAAUCUAUCCAGAUCACCAAAAACAAAGGAAAAGAAAAAAGCAUCCCUGCCAGUCCCUUGGCAAUCUCAAAUGUAUUUAGGUCUGUGGAGCUGACGCUAAGAUUGAGGUCUGCACCCUCCUUGGGGAGGAAUCUGGACCUCACCUGAAAGGUGGCAACAGAAUGCCCAAGGCAGCACCCUCUUCUGCUACGCACUUCCAGUUUUGGCUGCUUUGGAACUGAGCAAAGCAUGCGGGGGAGUAGGAGAUCUCUCUAAGCCCUGCUGUGGUAUCCCUUCUGUCCCCCUAUCCUCCUGAACACCAACCCACUGGCCUCUGAUCUCUUGACAGGGAACUGUCCAGUCUGGAACCUAACCCUGCCUUGACUGUCUUGGGCCCAGACAGGGUCCACCACUCUUUUCCCUUGUGACCCUCAGAUGGUCCUGCUCUUCCUGACGGGCAUUUUUCUCCAAAGAGGUAGGAAGCUUCUCCCAGUAGAAGGUUGUCAAGAAAGACAUUUCUCUGGGGAGCUUGCUUUGGAGUUGGAAGAGUCUGGGACAAAAUCCCUCAGGAUGUUCUUAGGGCUGAUUUUGUCUUGAAGAUUUGAUGGUAAUUGUCUGAAUGUUUAUUACGUCUCCUAGGAAUAGUUCUGUGUUGUCUUGGUGUGCUGCUGCCACUCCAGCAGGGCCCAGGAGGCUUGAGACCUUGAGCUGAACAGCUUAAUUGUUUCAGGAACACUAGUUAGGGACAGGGUAUUUAUAUUUAACAGUCAAAUGACUUUUAAAUCAUUAACAGAAUCAUCAACAGAGCAGUGAAUUAUGUGACUAUGAAAUAUUCAACUAAAUAAAUCAAAAUAAUAUUAAACCUAUAUAUUAUGUAAGAACUGUUAUCUCUUUUUUAAUUAUUGAAACAUGAUUCCUUUACAAUCAGUAUAGCACAGAGGAAAGAACAGGAUUUUGGCCUGGGCACAGGACAUUGAUUGGCCAUGAGACUUUAGAUAAGCUAAUCUGAGUUGGUUUUUCAUCUACAAAAUGGGUAUUAUAGAUCUGCCUACUUAGAUUGACUUGAGAUAAUAGAUAUAUAACACCUGAUAAAAUGUCAGGCAGUAAUAAGUAUCAAAGAACUAUUAUUCACUCCCUGAAUUCAGUCUUCUUAUGUAAUUCUGUCACACUCCUGAUAGCUUCUGAAAUAUCAGGUUUUUUAGGAGAAAUCAGGUUAAAAUGAACAUCAAGAGGAACCCUUAAAUUAUACAUAAAAUAUUAGUUUCCUCAAUAGUUGAGUGCCUGCUAUGUGCCAGAGAGUUCUAGGUGCUGGCAUUCAGCAGUGAACAGAUAAAAUCCUUUACCUGCAGCUGACAUUAUAGUUGGGGAAAACAAACAACAAAUAAGUAAAAUACAUUGAAUAUUGGUGAUAAGUACUGAGGAAAAAAAAGGGAAGGGAGAUGAUUUGAUGUUAGAUUAAAAGAGUGAUACAAAUUAAUAGUACUAUAAUUUAAUACAGUUAAUUAAAAGAACAUCACAAAAGAGCAAUAAAUGAAAUAAUAAAGAUGCAUAAUGGCAAAACUAAUCAUAUCCCGCCAUACCAUUUCACUCCCACCUCCCUUGUAGCAGCCUGAUAUAUCUAUUCUUAUUCCUACAAAUAUGUAUACACAAACAUUACAUACGGGGUUUUGUCUUUUUCUACAGUUACUCUGCAACUUCUAAAAUGUAAUGUGUAUUGUGAGCCCCUUACAAGUCUAUACAUAUAUAAUCGCUUUUAAAUUUCUUAAUAUACACACACAAUUUUAUAUAUAAUGAGAUUUUUUGGGUGGGUCAGUUUGCUUUAAAUGGGAUCAUAUAUAUCCUCUGCAUCUUUUCUUAUCCAACAAUGUAUGAUAAAAAUCCCUCCAAGUCUGUCAUAGCUCUUACUCUUUUUAGUGCUGGGUAAUACUGUAUGAUGAUGAAGAGGUUAUUAAACCUCUUCCAUAUUGAUGGGCAUUUACUUUGUCACCAUGUUUUUACUAUUAUGGUAAUUGUGCCUGUGCACAUAUUCAUGACCAUGAUGGUUUUACUUCUAUGGAAUAGAUUCCCUGGAGUAGGAUUGCUGGGUUAAGGGGUAUGUCGAUUUAAAAUUUUUAAAUAAAUGUUGACAUGUUGUCUCCCAAAAAGGCUGGGACAGUUUAUAUUUCCAUCAGUAAAUGUACAAAAAUACUGUUACCCUUUAUACCCAUUAGCAAAAACUGUUGUAGCAUUUAAAAAAAAGAAAAGGAAAGGAAAAAAAGCCUGGUGGUGGGUAUAGUGAUUUCGCAGUGUUUUUUUUAUUUGCAUUUUCAUUACUACUGUAAAUCUGGAAAACUUUCCAUAUGUUCUUUGGUCAUUUGGAUUUCAUUCAUAAUUUACUUAUUGUAUUAGUUUUCUAUCUCUGCAUAACAAAUUACCACAAAUUUAACAGCUUAAAACACCACCCACUGAUUAUCUCAUGGUUCUGUGGGUUAGAACUUCAAGCAGGCUUUGAUUGGGCUCUCUAUUUAGUUUCCAGUAAGGCUGGAAUGAAGGUGUGUGCCAGGCUGGGCUCUUAGCUGAAGGCUCUGGGGAAGAAUUCACUUCCAAGCUCAUACAUGUUGGCAGAAUUUGCUUCCUUGGGAUUGUAGGAUGGUUGCAAGAUGGAGGUCUCUAUUCCCUUGCUGACUGUCAACUAGGGUUGUUCUCAGCUCCUAGAGGCUACCCUCCAGCCCUUGCACGUGGUCCCCUCCAUCUUCAAAGCUAGCAGGCAUACAUCGAAUCCUUCUCAUGCUUUGACUCUUUGUUUUCUGCUACCAGUCUUUUUAAAGGGCUCAUGUGACUAGGUUAAGUCCACCCAGAUAAUUUCUGUAUGUUAAUGUCAACUGGUUAGUAUCCUUAGUUACAUCUGCAAAGGCCCUUUGCCCUGUAAAUGUAGCAUUAUCAUAGGAGUAACACCAGGGGCAGAGAUCAUGGGGACCAUCUUAGAAUUCUGCCUACCAUAAAUAUUCAUAUUUUUAUUUGUACCUUUAUAUUCAUUUUAAUUUUUAUUCAUAUUUUUGCUCAUGUUUCUAUUGUGUUUGUCUUUUUAUUUAGUUUGUAGGAGCUUUUUAUAUAUUAAGCCUUCCUACUCUUGGUUGCAAACAUUUUUUUCUAACUCUUAUAAGCUGUCUAUUAACCACAUUAAUGAGUACUUUUUCCAUAGAAAACUUAGCCAUUUGGAUUUCACUCUUAAGGUGAAUUGCAUAUUUGUAUUUUUUAAUUCACAUUUAAAAUUUUUAUUCAUUUUUAUUCAUUUUGAUUUUUGAUUUUUAUUAACAUUUCGCCCAUAUUUUCAGUCUUUUAAAAAAAUUAUAAGUGCUCUUUGUGUAUUAUAAACUCUUUCUCUUAUUAUUUGCUAAUUUUCUCCAGAUCUUUGAUUUGUCUAUUGACCAUAUUUAUAAUAUCUUUUCCCAUUCAAAACUUUAUAUUGGUAUAUAUCCAAUAUAUUAUUUUAUUUUUCAAAAUACAGACAUUUAUGAAUAUAUAAAUAUUUUGAAGUAUUCUGUAUUGUUUAAGGUCUUCACCCCUGAGUGGCAUGUAUAGUCUCCUGGAAUGGCUUUUGCAUUUUAUUUAUUUAUUUUUAAUUUGUCUACUCCAUUUGGAAUUUGUUUUUGUAUACAAUGCAAGCUAUGGAUGCAACUUUACUUUCUUCCGAGUGAGUUGCCAAUUGUUCUAGCACCCUUUAUUAAAUAAACUAUCUUUUCCCAAUGAAUUGAAACACCAACUUUGUCGUAUAUUAAAUUUUCACAUAUGAUGAGAUUUAUUUCUCAGUAUGCUAUUCUGUUUCACUUCUAGUUCUCUUUACAUAUGGCAAUAUCAUAUGGAUUCAAUUACAGUGGAUUUCUAUUCUGUUUGUGAGCAGUGGUUUUAUAAAAUGAUCAGGCAGAGCAUUUUCCUACCCCACAUGCCUACCUACUGUUCUUUUUACUACUUUUCUUGGCCAUUUGAAAUUUGUGAUCACUUUAUCCAAUUAGGGGUUGAAAUUGCAUUAAAUUUUCAGAUUAAUUUUGGGAAAUUUGACAUAUGAUAUUGUCUUCUAAGAACUAAGAAAAUUGUAUCAUUUUCAGUUUGCUCAGGUCUUGUCUAUAGCUUUAGUAAGAUUUGAGAGUUUUCUUCAUUUAAGUCUUGCGUCUUUUUUAUCAAAUGUAUUCUUAUUUCUUAGCCUUUUGGUCAUUACUGUGAAUGGAUUUUUUUUUCCAUUUCCAUUUCUAAAGGCUUAUUAUAAAUAAAGGAAAAGCCUGUUUUUUUCUGUGUACUUACCUUGUAUACAACUUUACUAUAUAUACUUGCUAAAUUUUCUCAUUAAUUUCAGCAGUUUUCACUAGAGUCUCUUGGGAUUUGUAGAAAUAUAAUGAUGACACAAAUAAUUCAACGUUUUUUGCAAUGUUUGACAGAUUCUUUUCUAGAAUCUUUAUUGUCUAUAAACGCCAUCAUAGUGUUGAGUGAUAACAGUGAUAGCAGGCAUCUCUGUUAUUGAUUUUAGCUAAAAUAGUUUGAGUAUUUAGUUAUUUAGAAUAUUUGUGUUGCUACUUGGUAAAUAAUCUUUAUCUUAUUUAAAUACAUUCUUUCCUGUUUUACCAAGAGAUUCUGUUAGGUAUAGCUGCUAAUUUUAUCAAAUGCCUUUUCAGCAUCUUUUGAUGUGGUCAGGUGUUACUUUCUUUUAAUCUGUUGACUAGCUGGAUUAUGUGUGGAGUUGCUGACAUGAAACCACUCUUGUCUCCUUGUAAUAAAGCCUGCUUGGUCAUAAUGUGUUAUUCUUUUCUUAUAAAUCAGUAUUCCAGUUGCUAAUCUUUUAUUUAGAACUUUAGCAUGAAUAUUCAUAAGUGAGAUUAGUCUAUAGAUUUCUUUAGUGGAUUAUUUUAUUAGGUGUAAAAAAUUAUGCAGGUUGGCAAAAUAUGGGAGUAAUCAGAAGGCUCACCCACUGCUGGUGAGAAGGCAACUUUUUUCAAAUACGGUUUCCAAUUUAUUGGAAAACCAUUUGGCAGAAUCUACUAAAGUGAAAAUAUUCACACCAUGGAAUCUAGUAAUUCUGCUUCUAGGCAUACACCCAAUAAAAUGCAUACAUAUGUUCACCAAAAGAUAUGUUUUAGAAUGUUUAUAGCAACACUAUUACUAAUAGCCUCAAACCUGAAACUACCUAAAAGUCCAUCCACCUGUAGAAUGGAUAAAUACAUUUUUGUGUGUUCAUACAAUGGAAUAUGAUCCAAUGAGAACAGUUUAUAACUAUGUGCAACAUAUGGAUGAAUCUCAGAAGCAUUAUGAUCAGCCUAAAAAGCCAGAUAUAAAAGAAUGCUAUGUGCUUUCCUUCAUAUAAAGUACAAAAACAGGCAAAACUAAUCUAUGCUGUUAGAAGUCAGGAAAGUGGUUAUCCUCAGUGGAAGGUAGGCAGGGGAAGAGACAGUGUCUGAAAGGAAGUCUGAGGGGGACUUCUGGAGCGCUGGUAAUGUUUUGUUUCUUUAUUUGGAUGCCUGUUUAUGGUGCAUUGUUUAGUUAAUGAAAAUUCAUCUAACUUACAUGUACACAUUUUUUUUCAAUAAAAU